Messenger RNA from Colletotrichum spaethianum, 348 nucleotides. RefSeq lists its product as uncharacterized. The coding region runs from base 1 to 348 and encodes 115 amino acids. The record is from RefSeq and is a predicted model, not a curated record. The transcript has a single exon. NCBI's taxonomy places the organism in Eukaryota, Fungi, Ascomycota, Sordariomycetes, Glomerellales, Glomerellaceae.
AUGUCGGGAAUGCACUCAACCUUCUCCAACUCCGUCACCGGCGACAACCGCCACAGCUAUGCCCUCCUCUCCGCCCUCCAACAGGGCUCCAGCGCAAGCAACAAUGCCGCCACCGGCUCGUCCUCCCGCCAGAAAGACGCCGACGCCGCCUCGGUCUCGAGCUUCGGCAGCUCCGUCUCCCUGCUCAAGGGCAAGUUCCACAACCACUCGAGCGCAGUGUCCUCCUCCGCCGGCUCAAAAAAGUCUUCGUCCCUCGUAGCUCGUCAACGGGCCGCUGAGGAUGCGGAGGCGCAGGUCUCCAAGGCGGAGUCUGCUGCUUGGGCUUCUUCGGCCCGCAAUGACUUGUAA